Priceomyces carsonii is the source of this 1218-nucleotide messenger RNA. RefSeq names its product S-adenosylmethionine-dependent methyltransferase. The record is from RefSeq and is a predicted model, not a curated record. Lineage: Eukaryota; Fungi; Ascomycota; Pichiomycetes; Serinales; Debaryomycetaceae. The transcript has a single exon. Bases 1 to 1218 code for a protein of 405 amino acids.
AUGGACUUCGAUCCUCUAAGCUUCUUUUCAGCAGAAAGCAAAAGUAUACUGAACGAACGUCUACUUGUUGAUCAUGCCAAGGUAUUUUUUGGGGAUAAUAUAGAGAGUUAUAAAAGUACAGCUUAUGAUGAGUUCAAUGAUGAUCAUCUACAGCCGAUUCAUAUUUUUGAUUUACCAAUGCUACAAUUAAAACCCCCAGCAGAGGUAAUGAUGGUUAUACUAAGGCUAUUAUCUCCUAACAAAGUUUACAAUUUUCAAAAGAUAGAUAGUGGAUGUGAUUCAGACGACAAGACGGAGAUUUUUGAAGAAAAAAACGUAGAUGAAAAACUACUUCAAACUUCGCUUGAAUGGCUUAGUCAUUACUGUCCUAGAUUUGACACUAAGUUGAAGCUCAGAUACAUUCCAAAGCUUAGUAGCUCCCUAAAAAAGAACUUUGAGUUGGAAUACAAUGCAUAUUUCACAAACAUCAUAUCAUCAGAGCUAGCGUGGAUCGAUGAGCCCUAUAGAUCAGCUAUAUCAAAAGAAGCUACGCUACGUUUAAGCGAAAAUUGUGGAAGGACAGCCCAACCAGAAAUAAUUCGAAAUAUAUCUUUGCAUAAUCUUUCCAAAUACUUAAGAUUUGGGCUGUAUAUCAGGUUGAAAGAACCUUCUUUGACAGGAGAUAACCUCGGGUUGAAAACUUGGGGAUCUUCGUUGAUUCUUGCUGAUCGGUUGAUAAAUAGAAAAAGAGACUAUCUUGUAGAACCGAUAUUGGAAUUAGGAUCAGGAACAGGAUUAGUGGGGAUCGUGAGUUGCUUACUUGGACAUCAGACAACUUUAACAGACUUACCUGAAAUUUUACCCAAUUUAAAAGAGAAUGUACUUCUAAACAACGUAGACGCAGAGGUAUUCGAAUUAGACUGGGCUCAACCACAGCAAUUUACGGGAAGGUACGGUGAAGCAAAAUUUAAGACAAUUCUCAUUAGCGAUCCGAUCUACUCUUCAGAGCAUCCAGACUUGGUGUUUAAUAUGAUUCAAAAAUUCUUGCAAGGAAGUGAAGAUUCUAGAGUAUUGAUUCAAAUACCAUUGAGGCCAACCUUUGAAGCAGAGAGAGAAAAGCUUUGGAAGCUUUUAGAUGAGAGUUUAAAAGAAAUAGAAAGCGAAGUGGAAGACGGCCGCGAUGAUUUUGGAGAAACAAAAUAUCUAUUCAAGAGAUAUGCUCAAAAACUAGCUAAAUAA